Molecule: messenger RNA, 2148 nt
Organism: Sclerotinia trifoliorum
Lineage: Eukaryota; Fungi; Ascomycota; Leotiomycetes; Helotiales; Sclerotiniaceae
Source: the annotation of a GenBank genome assembly
CUUUCCUCGAUCCUUUUUUUUCCAACUGCACAUAACAUAACCCAAAUUAUUUUUAUAUAUUUAUUUUUUUAAACACGUGCCGAGAUAUUUUUCUAGUGAGCUUCAGUAGGUAUUCGAUGAUAUCCACGGGACGAUCUUAGAAUUCAUGGAAGAUGGUGGCACUGGGCUACGAGCCCCACGCUACCCCGCGGAAGAUACGAGUCCAACGACCGAUCGGGAGCUGAGAGGAUUUUUCUGUUACGGGCUUGCUGCUGAGGUUUUUGCUAUUUGUGCUGUUGGUAGGUUGAAUAUUGCAAUUCUAGGGAGCAGAGUAUCGAAAUUGACACAGGAUAUAGGAUCAUUUUUACCCGUCACAUUGGAACAACUUGCUCGUGAGCAGGGCGUUCUUUUUAUUGAUAAAGUAACGCCUUGUACGGCGAAGAAUGCAACCGUUAUUGCAAAUGCUACUGUCAAUGCUUUGAUGUCCAGAGCUGAAGGCUCAGAUACUCAUCAAUGUAUCAUCAACGUGUUUGGUACCGAAUUAACAACAGCCAGUUUUGCAAUGUACACGUUUUCUGCUUCUGUGUUUAUGCAGGCUCUUGCCCUUGUCUCCGUCAGCUCGGUUGCUGACCAUGGUAUGCCGAUUAUAACUCUUCAACUCUAUUUUUAUCUGACAGUUUCCAGGUACCUGGCGUAAGAAGCUCCUAGCAGGAUUUGGACUCACGGGAUCUGUGUCUGCUAUGCUUUUCCUACUGGUAGUUCCGCAAAUUUUUGUCGUCGGGUCCUUUUUGACCGUAAUUUGUGUUGUCUGUCUUGGAUGCUCUUUUGUCAUCCUCAAUUCAUACUUGCCACUACUUGUCUUGAAUCAUCCAGUUGUUCAGAGCGAUGAAGAUCAUCCAAAUGCCUCUUCAUCGAUUCCACUUCAGCCAAUAUCAUCCCAACGAAGUAUUCGAAAGUCGGGAGAGAGUCUCCGCCAAGUGAACAGAAAAGAGGUUGAUAUUGGAUCUAAGGCUGACUCUUCUGAUCUUCAACUCUCUACCAAGAUUUCAUCCAAAGGAGUAGGAAUAGGGUACAUGGCUGCAGUCUCCGUGCAAGUGAUAUGUAUUCUUAUUCUGUACAUCAUGAACAAGACGGGAGUUUCGUCAACACUUCCUCUUCGAACGGUGCUGUUCUUUGUCGGAUCUUGGUGGCUUACCUUUACCAUUCCGUCACUUAUGUGGCUUCGGGAUAGACCUGGACCACCAUUGCCAACUGCCCUGUACGAAGGACGGGCCUUCGUGCGUACUUGCAUGUCGUACACAAUAUUCGCUUGGAAGUCGCUUUGGAAAACAGUCAAGGUCGCCGUCAAACUUCGGCAAGUCCUUCUCUUCCUUAUCGCUUGGUUUCUUCUUUCAGACGCUGUGGCCACCAUCUCUGCCACAGCCAUUUUAUUCGCUAGAACUGAGCUGCAAAUGGGAACUGUCGCUGUAGCUUUUCUCUCCAUCAUAGCUACCAGCUCAGGAAUAAUUGGCGCUACAGUUUGGCCUAUUAUAUCAAAACGAUUUACAUUGAAGACAAACCAUAUCAUUGUCUGCUGUCUAUUGCUUUUAGAAUUGGUUCCGCUGUACGGACUUCUGGGUUUUCUGCCCUUUGUACAGGCUUGGGGAGUUGGCGGGUUGCAGAAAUGGUACGAAAUUUAUCCCCUUGGCAUUAUUCACGGGAUGGUUAUGGGCGGAUUAUCCUCAUACUGUAGGUCCUUCUACGGCCUCUUGAUACCACCCGGUAGCGAAGCCGCAUUCUAUGCAUUAUUCGCCAUCACGGAUAAAGGGAGUUCAGCAGUAGGACCAGCAAUUGUAGGGAAGAUUGUAGAUGCAACAGGACAAAUUCGGCCCGCAUUCGGCUUUCUCGCAGUAUUGAUUGCCUUACCCAUUCCUCUGAUUUGGAUGGUAGAUGUUGAGAAAGGACAAGAAGAUGCGAUUCGCAUGGCUGGGUUGAUGAAGACGACUGAUGAUGGGCAUGAGGAUUUCGCAUCAUUUGAAGGAUCAUCUGAUGGUCAUGAAGCUGAAGGGCUGAUGCGGGAUCAUGAUUGAAUAAUUGCAUCCCAGAAUUAAAACAAAGUGAUUUUGACUUUUUUUAAAUUUGGCUUAUUGACCGAAUAUAUAUACUGAGAAAAAGAAUAAAAUAGUUGAA